AUCAUAAAGUGAUGGUCCUGAGUACCUCGCACUGACAAUAAAACAAAUGCAGACCGCGGUCGCGAUAGGUGCACGCGCGGGGCGGGGGGCGUUGUUGCGAUCACUGCUGCCAUGUAUUUCGGGUACAAUAGAGAGCGCUACAAGCUCACAAGAAGCCGUGGAGCGAAGCGGAGGGCUCGCCAGCACUUCAUCAACACCGGCGCACGGUCCUUCCUGUGCCUGUGCGCGCUGUUUUACGAGCCUGGCCUUCUCGACGACACGGCAUGCCAGUACUGCAGCUGCAGCUAAAGCUAAAGGCAAGAGCUCAAAGAGCAGCGCCGGGCGGCAAGCUGGCACGGAGGCAGCCGACUUGGACCCUGGGCUCAUUCGUGUCGUCUUGCGGAAGGACGUACCGCGCCUGGGCCGGCGCGGCGAGGUGGUGAGUGUGCGGCGCGGCCUCAUGCGGCACAGCCUGUAUCCGGCGGGCGAGGCCGCGUACGCCACCCCUGACAACAUCGCCAAGUACGGCCUGGCGGACGUGGAGCGCGGCAUGGACGCGGCGGCGGAGCAGCAGCAGGGCGGGCUGGAGAAGCUGAUCAAGGCGCUGGACACCAAGCCCGUGGUCAUCACGCGGCGCGCCAGCGAUUCCGACCCGGAGAGCUUCGCGCCCGGCAGCGCCGCCGUGGGCGCGCGCGCGGUGGCGGCGGCCGUGGAGUCGCAGCUGGGCAUCCGGCUGGACGCGGCUUCGCACCUGUUCCUUGGGGAGCCCAUCCGCAGCUACGGCUCCUACAAGGUGCCGCUGAACCUGCGCCUGGCCUCCGAGCCGCAGCGCCAGGUGGAGCUCACGGUGCACGUGGACCGCCGGGGCAAGCCGCAGCAGCCGGGCGCGACGGCGGCGGCGGGCGGCGGCAGCAGCGGGGAAGGCGGCGCGGGGGCGGCGGCCGGUGCCGCUGGGGGUGCAGGGGCAGCAGCGUCCUCGUAAGGGGGAGGUGUGCCGUGGUGGAUGCCGUCAUGUGAUGGGGUUGGGCUGUACUGCUUCAGUACUUUAAGAUUUGUCGAUGGUGCAUUGUUGCAUACCGGAAGCAGGGUACGGCCGCGUGCAGCAGUGCCUGCCACCCAGGUUGCCGCCGUGAGUGCCUACCUGCAGGGGCGGGCAGAGCGUGGCAGGUCGUCUGCAGUACGUCACUACUUCCACGGAGUGACGAGGUAGAUGGUCAGAAGGAUUUGCAUUCCUGUCCAAGUCCCCGGUGGUCGCCUGCUCUACGCCAUGUGCCGUGUUGGUCGCACCGUGGUUGCGCACCCAUUGUCCUCAUGUUGAGACGCAGCGUUGAUGGAAGCCACAAAGGGCACCGCAAGCAUGUAACCCAAGGGCCAGCAGGGCAUGUAACCGAGUGCAACGAUGUAAGAUGAACUGUUU
Molecule: messenger RNA, 1396 nt
Organism: Chlamydomonas reinhardtii
Lineage: Eukaryota; Viridiplantae; Chlorophyta; Chlorophyceae; Chlamydomonadales; Chlamydomonadaceae
Exons: 5
Coding region: 47-961 (304 amino acids)
Biological process (GO): translation
Cellular component (GO): mitochondrion; ribosome
Molecular function (GO): structural constituent of ribosome
Source: RefSeq, a predicted model, not a curated record